Messenger RNA from Callithrix jacchus (white-tufted-ear marmoset), 7809 nucleotides. RefSeq names its product otoraplin (gene OTOR). Gene Ontology annotation, biological process: cartilage condensation. NCBI's taxonomy places the organism in Eukaryota, Metazoa, Chordata, Mammalia, Primates, Cebidae. The record is from RefSeq and is a predicted model, not a curated record. Gene Ontology annotation, molecular function: protein binding.
AGUAUAGUACAUGUUAAUAGUAACAACAGAAAACAGUGCUUACUUUUUUGGUGCUCCUGUUUUAGUAUUCCUUGAACAAAACCUUUAUCAUUUAGAAUUUAUACUGUCUAUGGAAAGACCACUUUUAGACUUAUGUAAACAGAUUAUCACAUCAUUCAUGCAUACAUAAAAAAAUUUUUCCUGUAACUUUGUCUCAUUUAGUCUGACUCUUCUGAGUAACUUUUUUAACCCAGUUGUCAAGCUCUUGUACUUUUGUAAAAUAGUAGUGAUUUACUAGAAAAUGGACCAUGCUGUUGUAUAUUACUGUGAUGUCAAUUGCUGAUCAAUUUUCUAACUGCUUACUCUUGGAUACCUGUACUUGUAAAAGAACUGAAAGUACUUCACAGACAGAUCACGCGCCCAGGCCUGGCCAUGCUUUGAGUGGCUGUUUUAGAGGGAGCAGAAAGGCCAGGGUGGCUCAACUUGGGGUGGGAAUGAGGGGAGUGAAUAGUAAGAGGGGUCAUGUAGUUCUUCUUAAGGAGUUGCUUAUACUCUGAGUGAAAUGGGGAACUAUUUUAGAGAAUGUUUUAAAGUGGGAUAGAAUUUACAUACAGUAAAGUUCAACCAUGUUAGUGUUGAACUCAUCCAUUUGAUGAGUUGGGGCAAUUGUAUACAGCCAUAUAAUAAUCGUAAGUACAGAGCAUUCCAUCUCUCCCAAAAGUUCUCUUGUACCCUUCUGCAGUCAAUCUGUUCCCUCCUACCUUUGGGCCUAGUCAAUUACAGAUCUGCUUUCUGUUGGAACAGUUUUGCCCUGUUUGGAAUGCUUUGGAAAUGUAUCUGUUGUUGCUUAUAUCAGCAAUUCCACCAAUGGAUGGGCAUGUGGGUUCUCCAAUUUGAGGAUAUUAUGAAGAAAGUGGUUAUGAACGUUUACAUACAAGUCUGGGUGUAUGUUCUGUUAAAUUUCAAGCAGAAGAGUGAUAAGUUUCUCAGUUUGAUACAAUUUCUAAUUUAUAUGUGAGUUGUAGAAAUAGUGCACGGAACUCUCCUAAACACUACAGAUUACUGAUUAUUAAUGUUUCUAGGCUUCUGGGCUACUGGAGGUUAUGCUUACAUUGACCUGAUUCUCCAUUGUUAUGUGAUAUGUCAGCGUGUGUUUAAGUGCAAGACCACCCUCCCACAUAACCACAAUAUGACCAUCAAAACCAGGAAAUGUGACUGGGUGCGAUGGCUGAUGCCUGUAAUCCCAGCACUUGGGGAGGCAGAGGUGGGAGGAUCACUUAACACCAGCUAGGGCAACAGUGAGAUCUUGUCUGUACAAAAGGUAAAAUACAAGCUGAAUGGUGGUGUGCCUAUAGUCCCAACUACUGGCAGAAGGGUUGCUUGAACCCAGGAGGUUGAGGUUACAAUUAUCUAUGAUGAUGCCACUACACUCUAGCCUGGACAACUGAAUGAGACCCUGUCUCAAAACAAAACAGGAAAUAAUCCCAUAUUAUCAUCCAAGUUUUGCUUAUGUUCCAAUAAUGGCUCAAGAAUCCAAUCUGGGAUUGUGUUGCAUGUAGUUGUAUUUCUUUAGCCUCCUGCUGAUUCCUCAGCUUGUCCUUGUCUUUCAUGAUGGGAAUUUUAUAUAGAGAUUGUCUGUCUACCUUUGGAUAUAUCUGCAGUUAUGUUAAAAACUAUGACUGUAUAAGAAUGUCUCUGGUUGCAGUCUAACUACUGAGUUCAUCCUGGCCUUCCCCCUUCCUCUGUGUAUAACUCACUCACCAUUCCCAUUAUCUCUGCUUACUUUCUCAGAUCUUUCCUGUGCAAUGAAACUCUAAAAAGUAAGGCUUCCAUAGGGAGCAGGGGAAGGGAAAAAGGAGAUAGCAAUGCUUUAAAGAAGCUUUGCUCAAACUAAUAUCUUCUGACCUCUCCCUAUGGCACCCAUCUUUGUGAGUUUUGAGGAAUGAUUGAAGGGAGUAGAUGUUAUUUAAUAUGUGGUUCUCAAUUUUGGCUGCAUAUUAGAAUCAUCUGGGAGACAUUUUCAAAUACUUAUGUUCAACCUACACCCCAGAUAAAGUAAAUCCAUCUCUAGGAAUGAAACCCAGUCUUCAGUAUUUUUAUAACCCCUGGUGAUUCCAUCGCCACCCAAGGUUAAGAACUAACAAAGCAGAUUUCUACUUCUGUGAAGUAGGAUAUAAUAGAUCAUCGGCUCAAGCAGUGGUUUUCAAAAGUACUAUAUUGAUAAACAGGAUAGUGUAAGUCUGGAAAUGGUUGUGAUGCAGAGCAGGCAAACUUCAAACUUGGGGCUUAACCCAGGAGGGUUCUUGGGUUCACCCAGGAAAGAAUUCAAGAUGGAGCUGCUGGUGGUAAACAGCAGUCUUUUGGUAAAUAGUACUGCCCCUCGCAGAGCAGCAUUAAUUCAUAGUCUGCCCAGAGUUGGCAAAGUAUUGUCUCUCGGCAACUGCAUUUAUACCCAGUUAAACCCACUUUCAGUUACUUGCAAAUUAAGAGAAGGCUCAAUGCAAAUUGAGGGAUAGGUUAUUUAGAGCUUUCUAGGAAAGGAGUGGUAACUUCUGGGUCAUUGCCAUGGAAAGGGGCAGUAUCUUCCAGGUCGUUGCCAUGGCAUUUGUGACUGUCAUGGCACUGUAGGAGUGGCUUAUGCUAAUGAAAGAAAGGACAGCUGAGAAUCGCUUUCCUUGACAUCUUGUCUCUGCUGGUUUCUUCACUUCAUCCUGCCUGGACCAGAUCUUGUUCUGGCCCUCAGGGUUGUGACCAGAAAACAAGUCCUGCUGGUCUUCUGCCUUAGUCGCAAGAGACUCAAAACUCCAUUUUAAACUUUCAGCCUUAUAAUAUCUUCUGUUUGAGUAUUUAACGGGCAUGUUUUUUCCCUUGAAAAUGUAUCCAGCCAAGACCUAAUGAGGAAUGUGAGGCCCUAGCUAAAAUGUCGGUAUUUUACUUGCCUGGCAGCAGUACUUCUCAAACGUUAAUGUGCAUACAAGUCACUUGAGUAUCUCGUUAAAAUGCAGAUUUAGAUUGUGUCUUUCGGGGUGAGGUCUGAGAAACUUCAUUUCUAUAAAGCGAUGUCAAAGGGACCAUGUUUUGGUGACAAGUGGCAAGACCCCAGAGUUUCUACCCUAAUUAUUUAUUCAAUGACUCUUACAGGUGUUGUCAAUCUCUUUUUAAAGCCAGGGACUUUGCCUAAGCAUACAAUUUCAGAGCAAUCAUGCUUUCAUUCAAUGAAUACCUAUUUAAUGCAUACCAAGUUUCUUUCCGGGUGCUAAUGACAGAGUGAGGAACAAGAUGAAAAGAUCCCUGCCUAAUGGAGGUUUCAUUGCAGUGCUGGAAGACAAACCAUCACCAAGUAAAUAAAGUAGGUACAUCGGCUAUGGUAUGUGCCUUAAGACAGUGUAUGGCAGUCACAGAUACAGGGACCGGGUGGAGGAAGGUUUGAAGUAGCUCUUUUAAAUUGCUUUGUCUGUGGAGGCAUCUUGGCCAGGGACCUGAAUGCUAGUAUCUGGGGAAAAGCAUACUAGGCAGUAAGUUCGGAGCGCCUGAAGCAGGAAUUAGUUUAGUGUGUUCAAAAGACGGAACUGGUGUGGGAGGAACAGAGUGAGUGAAGGAGAGAGCAAGAGGUGAAAUCCCAAAGCUACAAGGGCCUGAUCCUACAGGAGUUUCUAGGCCACAGCAAGGUGGCUGCCUGAACUUGACCGAGCCCAAACUUAGAUCCUAGAGGAGCCAUGGCCUCAAUUUACGAACUCUAGAAAGAGAAUCUAAUUUAGGAACUCUAGCGGGAAAAAAAUGUUAUUUAGGGAUUAAAUGUUUGGAGAAUACAUCUGAAAGUCUAGAGGAACGAGGUAUGCAAACUGGGGACAGAACCCUUACUGAACCCCCAGUGACCCCAGUGUCUUCACCAUAACUGCUAGACACAGCUACUUGCUGAAUUAUUGCAAGUGCAAAUUCCUAUUUGCAUGCAGUUUUACCAAGAAGCCUCUAGCCUCUGUCCACUUUACAAUGCUAGAACAUCACAAGCUCUCCCAGGCCACAUUCAGAAGGCUUGGUAUCUCAUCACUAUUUCUUCAUCUUCAAAUGCCCAAUAACGGCUUCAUGUUAGCAUUAGCCUGAUUUGCUAAGUUGUGAUAUAUUUUGCUAAGAUUUUGUUUUUUGAUUUUAAUCAUUUCACUCUGCUUUGGGGGUUCUGUGUACGCUUCCCAAUGGGGAGUUUUUGCAGUCUCCAUUUCUUCAAGCGCCUCUUAAAUGACAAUUGUCUUUUAACUCUCCUAUGCUGAGGGCUGGUUUGAGACUGGAACAGUCCAUAAAACAGCUGCCCCAUCAGGAUUAAGAAGAUUUAAUCAAUGCUUUAGUUUUUCCAGAAAUUUAGGCUCUUAGAUUUGAUUACGGGAAAAAAUGCAAAGGCAUUCUGCUUUCAAAAAUAAUUUUGAAUUUAAUCUUUCCUUGUUGUGAAACAAGAAAUAAAGGAUUUAUUCUAAUUUGUCAGUUCUAAGUCGACAGUGAUAAAUUGAAAUAGCACUGAACCAUGAUCCCUCUGGGUAACCUUUAGAUAGGAUGGUUCAAAAAGACCACUCCAGGCCAGGCACGGUGGCUCAUGCCUGUAAUCCCAGCAUUUUGGGAGGCCGAGAAGGGCAGAUCAAUUUAGGUCAGGAGUUUGAGACCAGGCUGGCAAACAUGGCGAAACCCCAUCCCUACUAAAAUACAAAAAUUAGUUGGGCAUGGUGGUGCAUACCUGUAGUCCCAGGUACUCAGGAGGCUGAGGCAGGAGAAUUGCUUGAACCCUGGAGGCAGAAGGUGCAGUGAGCCAAGAUAGUGCCAGUGCACACUCCAUUCUGGGUGACAGAGAAAGACUGUCUUUAAAAAAAAAAAGGCAAAAAACAAAAAGACCACUGUGGCCUUUGCUGUGUCUCAGUUUUCUUGUCUAUAAUGAAGGUAUUGAAUAAAACAAACUUUCCAAUCAGGGCCAGCUAUAUAAAAGAUCAACCCCUGACAGUCACACACACACACGACAGUCUCACACACACACGACAGUCACACACACAGCCACACGCACACACACACAGCCACACAGCCACGCGCACACACACACAGCCACACAGCCACGCGCACACACACACAGCCACGCGCACACACACACAGCCACACAUACACAGCCGCAUGUGCACACACGCAGCCACACACACACAGCCACACAUGCAGCCACACACACACAGCCACACACAGCCGCGUGCACACAGCCACACACAGCCACAUGCACACACAGCCACAGCCACACACAGCCACACGCACACAGCCACACGCAGCCACACAUGCAGCCGCGCGCACACACACACAGCCACACAUACCCACACCAAAACUUUUACAUACACACCACAGAUAUAUUUAAACAAAGCACUACAAUAUUGCAUACAUACACCCAAAACAAAAACCUUUUUAUUAUAUUUUGCUUUACCAAUUUAUUCCUGGAAAAUUGGUUUGCACAAAAUUAUUCGGUAAGUUAAAUUCUUGUCCCUCAUUUUAUGAGGUUACCAAUUUGGGGUUGCGGGGGAAGACAUUGCUCUGAAGUCGUAUCAUCCACCGAGGUGGAGAGGGGCAUCCUGACAGGGACCUCUAUUCUAGAAGCAAUGGCUAGGAACAGGGGAAGGGGCACCUUAUGGGACAUGCCAGCCUAAACACCUUGUAAAAAGCGGUACCUUACUGUCUCUCCUUUCUAACAGACAGCAACGCUUGGGGCCAAAAUCUUUUUUAAAUUUACUGCUAUAUCUUUAGUGCCCAGAACAAUACAUAGCACAGUAAGUGCUCAGUAAAUGUUUGCUGAAUAGAUGGAGCUAAGUACUGGCAGUUCCACUUUGGUGCCUUUAGAAGUGACCCUCUCGCCAUGGGAAACAUGGCCAGAAGCAGGAAGUUCCUCUCGCCAUGGGAAACAUGGCCAGAAGCAGGAAGUUCCGGCUAACAUAAACGUGUAACUUCACUCUCUUCUCUAUGACCUGUGACCCUUGAGCUUUGAGACUGAAUUGCAAAAGUGUUAGAGAGGGGAGGUAGGGAAAAGAUGAUUGCCCUAUUUUUCCCAACCCACCUAUCUCUUAACCCCACUGGUAGGGUCUGAAUGUGGCACCAACUAGUAUGUUAGAAUUCAUCGGCCGGGCGCAGUGGCUCAAGCCUGUAGUCCCAGCACUUUAGGAGGCCGAGGCGGGUGGAUCACGAGGUCAAGAGAUCGAGACCAUCCUGGUCAACAUGGUGAAACCCCGUCUCUACUAAAAAUACAAAAAAUUAGCUGGGCAUAGUGGCGCUUGCCUGUAAUCCCAGCUACUCAGGAGGCUGAGGCAGGAGAAUUGUCUGAACCCAGGAGGCGGAGGUUGCGGUGAGCCGAGAUCGUGCCAUUGCACUCCAGCCUGGGUAACAAGAGCAAAACUCCGUCUCAAAAAAAAAAAAAAAGAAUUCAUCUCUGGCCUGGGACAGACAUGCCUUCUAAGAAUUCUACCAUUAAAGAUUUGUAAACAUAAGAAUUCUUUAUUUAUCUAUUACAUACAUCUAUAUUUAUUAAAUGAAUUUGUUUAAAUCAAAAUUAUUUGUGCUACAGAUCUCACAUUUUCAACAGAUUCCUGCAGUUAGCGUGUCUUUGCUUAUAAGCUGAAAGAAAAUUAAGGGUGAAUUAAAACUAAAAAUGGUUUGAAAUUCUCGUAGUCCUGUCAACAGUGCCCUGCUGUUUGAUACAAUAAACCACUGCUAAAGCAGCUUUAACAAGAGUGGACCAUUUUGGAUAUUAUCUGUGUGUGCAAAAGACACAGAGUUGGACUCUGUUUGGAAAAUCAGAUGCUAAGUAGCCCCUGAAGCCCAGCAGCCUGUUAGGAAAACAGAGGGGUGAUAGGCCCUUCUAAUUGGCGGAGGUAUUUACCCAGAGGUCUGGCUUUCACAUAAAAGGCAGGAACCACUGAAGUCAGUCCCCGCUUCCAGAGUUCAAGUUAAAACAGAAAAAAAGGAAGAUGGCAAGAAUACUGUUACUUUUCCUCCAGGGUCUUGUGGCUGUAUAUGCUGUGCAUGGAAUAUUUAUGGACCGACUAGCUUCCAAGAAGCUCUGUGCAGAUGAUGAGUGUGUCUAUACUAUUUCUCUGGCUAGAGCUCAAGAAGAUUAUAAUGCCCCGGACUGUAGAUUCAUUAAUGUUAAAAAAGGGCAGCAGAUCUAUGUGUACUCGAAGCUGGUAAAAGAAAAUGAAGCUGGAGAAUUUUGGGCUGGCAGUGUUUACGGUGAAGGCCAGGACGAGAUGGGAAUCGUGGGUUAUUUCCCCAGCAACUUGGUUAAGGAGCAGCGUGUGUACCAGGAAGCUACCAAGGAAGUUCCCACCACGGAUAUUGACUUCUUCUGCGAGUAAUAAAUUAGUUAAAACUGCAAAUGGAAAGAAAACACCAAAAAUAAAGAAAAGAGCAAAAGUGAUUAAAAAAUGCAUGUCUUUAACUUCUGACUGACGUUUUAAGAAUUUGUUAGCCUACAGAAGAGCGAGGGCUUAGGGGUUGGAGGUGGCAGAUGCAAGAGGAUUUUCAACUCACAUCUUGUUUCCUGCUGGCCUGGUCUUCGUAUGAGCUAGAGCGGGGAAAUGUUGAGCUCAAAUGGGUAAAUCAAAACCAGAGAACUGUUUUUCCAACCUAGAGAAUCUCCUUGGGGGAUGCAUAUAAAAGAUCAUUUAUUUGUAGUUAUUUCUGAAGAGUAAUUCUUCCCAGCUCUUUGAUUUUCCGUAUAUAAAAUAGGUGGGUCAUAGGUCUUCCUUCUAGUCAUGAUGUUUUCUACCUAUUUUUCUCUGGCCAAUUGGAGUGUUAAUAGUGUAUCUGAAGGGGCUGUAUUAUCAA